AUGUCUGUCGACAACUUCAAGACAAAUAUUUAUGAAUAUCUCGAGACAUUACCAACAGUUACAUUUCUGAGAUUGUUUCAAAAACCCGCAACAUGUCUUGCCAUCUUUCGUCUUUUACCGAGUAUCGGAAGACAGAUUGUCAUGUCUCUCUUAUAUGUUGAAACCUCAAUUAUUGCACAGGAUGUAAACAGCUGGGUUACCAAAGAUGGUCAACGCAAACUUUCAGAAGCAUUACUCAAAUUGACUCGACUGCGGAUACUCGAGCACAAAGACAAUUGUUUGGUGAUGAACGAGACAUUCCGUCAAGAGUUUCGAAAUGCACUUACAGGAGGAGGAACCCAACAAUCUUUUGGACUUCCCUGUUCAACGCCUGACAAACAUCCUGUAGAUAUCGCGUUCUUAGAUCAAUAUGCAACACAGCAAUGGGAGUCUAUUCUUCAUUACAUGGUUGGCACAUCACUCACAAAGAAACCGAGUCGAGGUGUCCUUAAUCUUUUGGAACGUAGUCAACUUAUGCAGACUAGUCCAACAGAUCAAACACACCUACAGAUCACAAACAAGGGCUUUCAGUUUUUAUUGCAAGAUGUGAAUACCCAAGUUUGGGCAUUUUUACUACAGUAUUUAGACAUGGCAGAGGUUUUGCAAAUGGAUUUGGUAGAGGUCUUGAAUUUCUUGUUUCAAUUGGGUUCCUUAGAGCUAGGAGAGAAUUAUUCGGUUGAGACUUUGACACAGACACAGCAACAAAUGUUAGAAGACCUGAGAGAUUAUGGAAUUGUUUAUCAAAGAAAGGGUGGAUCACGUCGAUACUACCCAACCCGUCUGGCUACCACAUUGACAUCUGGAAAUGCUGCCUUGGCUGGUGCAGCCCUCAAAAAUUGUACAGGUCCUGAAGCUACAAAAACAACCACAACAGAUGAGGAAGAGGGCGAUCAGGGCUUUAUGAUUUUGGAAACCAAUUACAGAGUAUAUGCUUACACUGAUUCACCAUUACAGAUCGCAGUUUUAAAUCUAUUUGUAAACUUGCAAUCUCGGUUCAGAAACAUGGUUGCUGGUGUCAUUAGCCGUGAGAGUGUUAGAAACGCACUCUUAAAAGGAAUCACUGCAGAUCAAAUUAUUUCAUAUAUGCAAACCCAUGCUCAUCCACAAAUGAGAAAAAAGACUCCUAUCCUACCUCUGACCGUUGUGGAUCAAAUAAGACUAUGGGAGAUGGAAAGAAACCGAUUAAAGACAACUCCAGCCUACUUGUACCACGAAUUUGGUACCCAAGCAGACUUUGAUGCAGCAGAGAAACAUGCACAAGAACUCGGCGUAUUAUUGUGGGCAAAUCCAAAGAAGCGUACGAUGAUCAUAACUCAAGAGUAA
Molecule: messenger RNA, 1362 nt
Organism: Phycomyces blakesleeanus NRRL 1555(-)
Lineage: Eukaryota; Fungi; Mucoromycota; Mucoromycetes; Mucorales; Phycomycetaceae
Exons: 11
Coding region: 1-1362 (453 amino acids)
Biological process (GO): nucleotide-excision repair
Cellular component (GO): transcription factor TFIIH holo complex; transcription factor TFIIH core complex
Molecular function (GO): ATPase activator activity; double-stranded DNA binding
Source: RefSeq, a predicted model, not a curated record